This is a messenger RNA of Octopus bimaculoides (California two-spot octopus), 5270 nucleotides long. RefSeq lists its product as uncharacterized. NCBI's taxonomy places the organism in Eukaryota, Metazoa, Mollusca, Cephalopoda, Octopoda, Octopodidae. The record is from RefSeq and is a predicted model, not a curated record. Gene Ontology annotation, cellular component: nucleus. Gene Ontology annotation, biological process: regulation of gene expression.
UCCGUCUCUCUCUCUCCGUUUCUCUUUUCGUUUGUUUCUCUCUAUCAACUCUUCGUGAUAAGCUUCACUAAGCACAGCUAUGCACUACAGUGACGCCCUCUAGGGACAGAAAUGGGUGGAGGAAAACGAUGGAAGGGCGGAGGGAGAAAGGGUGUAGAUGAUAAAGGCAAGGUAGAAAACCCGAAGCAAAGUUAUCUUCCCUUGAUUUCAGUUUCCACAUUGUUCUCAGUUUUUUUGGGGAGGGAUAGAGAGGACAGGGUUAACGGUGUUUUGUUGUUUUAUUUAUUUGUUUCCCUCGCAUCCUCCGAUAUCCAUCCAUGCUGUUGAUGUUAUUAGUUUAGUAUAAGUUAAUUAGUGAAACAGCUUCGUCCCACUUUUCACUUUCAGCAUGUUUUGUGCUGGGGUCUCAUUCUUCUUACUACACACGUAUAAAUACAUAUUAUCAUUGUUGCUGUUCUUUGGAAACUAUCUUUCUUAUACCUUGAGGGCUUGGUCUGCGUUGCAAGCAUCUCGUUUUCAACUACAUACACUCACUCACAUAUACAUAUAUUAUAGACAUUAUCUACAACGAUCCAACACCAAACGGACAAACAAGCAGCCAACGAGCAAGCGAUACUUGACCCUCUUUACGCUGAUCUAGAUCCAAUUGGUUAAAAUGUUGAAAUCCCAGACAAUCAAAGUAAUCCAAUAUCAGAAAGAAGAUUUGAAUUUCUUCCUUCUUGAUCCUUUCAUCUCAAGAAAGUUAAAGUAUACAUACAACUGUAAACCGAUUUCUGACCAUUAAGUUCUUUGGUUUAGAACUGGCAUUAAAAAACCACAAAAUCAAAUGGAAAGAAAAUUCCUCUUUUUUACCCCUAUUAUGUAUGGCUUCAGGUAGUUUCAUACUCUUUCAAUAUGCCUGAGUGAUAUGUAAUUUAUUAUACUAUUCUGCACAUGUGGAUCAAAAUGGAAGGUUAUACCAUUACUUCAGUUGAAGACUUUCUUGAGAACAAAGACUAUUCUUUUUCCUUACAGACAAAGGACAAUGAUAGCAGUGAAUUUGUUUCUGUAGAAGAUGAGAGAGCUUCAUCACCAGAAGUGAUAAUUGCUUCAAGUGAAAUGUCAAAUAGUAAACAAGUCCAUCCAUUAAAUAAACCGUACCAAUGUGACCUCUGUCCGAAAAUGUUCACCAAACCAUUUUACCUCAAUCUCCACAGGAAAGUUCAUUCAAAGCCCCCCAAGGUCUACCAGUGCUUCGAAUGCAAAGAUAUCUUUUCCACUCAAGGAAAGCUGGCACAUCAUGAGAAAUCGAUGCAUAAAAACAAAGUUGUGUUCCCUUGUGAGCAGUGUGAUCAGGUGUUCCCUCUGUUUCGUGCAUAUGUGACACACCAGAAAACACACUCGACUGAAAAGUCUCAAAAAUGCGACAUGUGUGAUAAAGCUUUUGCAUAUUCAAGUCAGUUGGCUGCACACAUGAGAGUGCAUACUGGUGAAAGACCAUUUCAGUGUAAGCUUUGCCAGAAAAAGUUCACAUAUUCAGGCCAUCUCACUGUCCAUAUGCGUUCUCAUACAGGUGACAGACCUUAUAAAUGUGAACACUGUGGCAAAUCUUUCACUCAGUCCAGUGACUUAACACAUCAUGCCAAAAUACAUUCAGGUGUAAAACCUCAUAUCUGUGACAUUUGUUCCAAGUCUUUUACUCAUGCUGGCCAGUUAAUUGUUCAUCUUCGCAAGCACAGUGGUGAACGACCUUAUCGGUGUGAACACUGCCAUAAAAGUUUUGCUCAGUCCAGUCAUUUAACUCUACACAUCCGUUCUCACACAGGUGAGAAACCCUUCAAAUGUGACCACUGUGAGAAAUCUUUUGUUGACUCUAGCCAUUUGGCUGUCCAUACUCGAACUCAUACUGGUGAGAAACCAUUUCAGUGUACAUUCCCAGAGUGCAACCGUUUCUUUGCACGUUCAAGUCAAUUAGCAAAGCAUAAACGUUGUUGUCGUUAUAAUAUAGACAAUACUGAUAAGAGAGAUGAGAAAGGAAAACUUCGACCCUAUCGUUGCACAUUUUGUCCAAAAUCAUUCAUAGAUGAGAAUCAUCUUGAUGCCCAUACACGAGUGCAUACUGGUGAGAGGCCUUUUGCAUGUAACUUCUGUGAAAAGAAAUUUGUCCUAUCUGCUCACCUCACAACCCACAUGCGUGUGCACACUGGCACCAAACCUUUUAAAUGUCAAGAUUGCUCAAAAGUAUUCACUCAGUCGGGUAAUCUAGCUUUACAUCGGAAAAGUGCACAUUGUGCACAAAAGGAAAACACUGUGCAGAAGAACAAAAGUAAACAUAAAAUCACUGCAGACAAUAAAUUAGAUGAGUGUUUAGAUAGAAACAUAGUAACCUCGGCUGCACCAGACCAAACUACUGUGACAUCUCUCCAACAGGAAUUAUUUGACUCUGAUAAGAAGGAAAGCUUAGUGACUCUUGAAGAAGAAAUCACCAAAUUUUAUUCUGAACAGGUUGAAUGUCCAAACAGUCCAGUUAGUUACAAUGGUACUAGUCCAUCUGUCUUCCCUAGUAGUAUUACUUCUGACCGUUUCUUUGAAGCAGUCAGAUUACACCGUAAAGAAAAAAUAUUGAAAAGAGAGAAGCAAGAUGAAAAUAUUGAUGGAAAUAAUAAUUGUGAUUAAAGACUGAACUGUGAAGCAUUUCUUUAACCCUUUAGCAUUCAAACUGGCCAGAUCUGGCCUCUCAUACCUAUCCUGCAAUGUCAUUCUAAAAAUAAGCAAUCAGAUCAUGAAAGUUUUAGCUACAAGUUAAUACACAAUUAAUUCAAAAUAAUGUGAAUAAAUAAACGUUACAUUUGAGAGUGUAAUCUGAAUGCUAAAGGGUUAACUUUUUUUUUCUCCCUCCCCAAUCAUCAUAACCAUCACUGUCCUUGGAAUAAAUCCCCAAAAUGAAGAAAGCCAUAUGAAAUCCACAAAUGAUUAUUGGAUGUUGCCAUCAAAAGCCAGUGUUGAACUAAGCUGAACAACAUGUUUAUUUAUUUGAAACAUUUUUUAUCAUUGAUUUGUUUGUAAAUUUUUUUUUCUUUACAGGUUUUAGUGUUGAAAACAGUUAAUAUUUUAAACAUUCACUUUUCUUUUCUUUUGGCAAACUAAUUAACUUGUAUCCUUGGGGUUUUUUAUGUAUUUUAUUUUUUACACUAAUAUUCGCUAAUGUUAUUUUUUUAAACAAAAGUCUUUAUUUCUAUUUUUUCUGAUUUAAAAUUUUUUUAUAUAACAUGAAUUAUAUUAUGAAACUAACAUUAAUCACAACAACAACAAUAAUUACCCUCAUCAUCAUUACCAUCACCACCACCACCACCACAACUAUUUAAAAUUAUUUUAUCAAACUAAUCAGAAACUGGUAUAUAUCUGCAAUUUUGCAAUUAUAGAAUAUUCCGAACCAAUUGUGAAACCAGGGUUUGUUUCUGUCCAAUACUUCCUAACUAACAAUGGUUUCAAUAUUUGCUAUUUCUAUUUCUUGAAAUGCCUUCUCUAGUCCUAUUUUUGCCAAAUAAUAGCUAGUUCCAUUUUGAAUUAGUUAUUUGUACAUAUUUCUCCACUGUCCACAUUAUAACUACAAAAGUCCCAAGUCCCUUUGCACCUGAAGUUACAACUACACCAACAACAAAAUAACACCUGUAAUACAAUGGUAUCUCUAUAUUUACCUCCCAUCCUGUGUUAAGUGUUACAUUUAAAUGUUUCUAUAGUAAAACAUAUACAAACAUUACAGACACACAUACACAGCCAUAUUGUAUAUAUGUAUGUGUAUAUAUGUAUAUAUAUAUAUAUAUAUAUAUAUAUAUAUAUAUAUAUAUAUAUAUUCACACACACAAACAACCAACUUUAUGUGUAUGAACGGAUCACAUGUCUGUUAAAUACAAUGAGUAAUCCAAAUGUUUGAUCAAUGAAACUACCUUCUCAUUGUAUUAUAUAGUGUAAGUGGCUGACUGUUCCUCAGUCAGUUGUACUCUUAACAUAAUCUUCUGGCAGGCAGAACCAGUGUAAAACAGUUUGUGACGAGAAUAAGCCCCUUGAACCAUAAGUACAGUCCAUCCAACUGGGCGGGGGUUCACACGAUUUUCAUCUAACCAGUUUCUCAUACAUAGCUUGUAUUGCCCAAGGUGCUAUGCAUUUGGAUUGCACUUGGGUAUUCAUGUUUGCAAAGUGAAUUUCUUAAGCAUUCAACUAUGGUUGCACUUAUUACAGUUACUUAUAUAUAUGUAGACAUACAGAUAUAUAAAAACUUGUAGCUAUUUUGUUAAGUAAGAAUGGGAAGCAUUACUCAUAGCCAACGAUAGCCAACUAAUUCAUCAGAUACCAAGGAACUAUGUUUCUUUCUACAUACACACACACACACACAUACGUGAUUAAUAAAUAUAUAAAUAUAGCAGCAAUAUGUUACAAACAUCUUUUAACUAAUCUAAAGUUCAUAUACAUAUAUAUUUAGAAAAAGAAACAUAACUGUAAAAGAUAUCUCUCUUCUUCUUGAACUGUGUGUGUGUGUGUGUGCGUUCUGAGAAAUAUAGAUAGAUAUGUAUGUGUGUAUGCAUGGAUAUCAUCAUCAUCAUUGUCAUCAUUUAAUGACCAUUUCCCACUUUCUGGCUGGGGAAGUCAUCCAGUGGUUGACAUUAAGAAGACACUGGAGCUCAGCACAGCCCUCCUGUUCAUCAGUUCCUGUCAAACCCAUGCCAGCAUGGAAAAUGCUCAUUAAAUGAUGAUGAGGAUGUAUGUUUGUAUACAUGUGUGUGUGUGUGUGUGCAUGUAUAUAUACAUGCACAAUGAAGUUGGCUCUAUUCACACCUGAGAGUAUUUUUGACCCGUGACCAACUCAGAUGCGCACAUAGACUCAGAGUGUCUUGUAGUGAGUUCACUUUUUGUUGGUUCUCAUGAGACUUAUAUGAACUUGUUUUCUCUAAUCCUGUAUUUCAACGUCUUCAUUUCAACCCACCUCACCUCGACAAUGAACUAAACCACAUUUAGAAGUGUUUUUUUUAAACACCUUUUUUACAUACAAACCAGAACAAAACAAAAUAAAUGAUUAAAUAAAACACAACAGUCAAUGUCUGAUUUAUCAUGUAAUGACAUAUUUAAGAAAUAUAAAGAUUCCUUUUGGUAACAUGUUUUCAUACACAAAUAAAUUUUGAGGGGUUAAUGUGAGCCCCCAAAUAACCACUUCUUUUGUUACAAAAUUAUAACGUUUGUGUUCUAAAGGAAUCUUAAGUCAUCCAUCCAAUCUUAUUAAACUUUAUGAAAAUUCA